This is a messenger RNA of Sceloporus undulatus (fence lizard), 2679 nucleotides long. Its product is annotated as inositol-trisphosphate 3-kinase B-like. Gene Ontology annotation, cellular component: nucleus; cytoplasm. The transcript is spliced from 8 exons. The record is from RefSeq and is a predicted model, not a curated record. The coding region runs from base 786 to 2120 and encodes 444 amino acids. Lineage: Eukaryota; Metazoa; Chordata; Lepidosauria; Squamata; Phrynosomatidae. Gene Ontology annotation, biological process: inositol phosphate biosynthetic process. Gene Ontology annotation, molecular function: inositol tetrakisphosphate kinase activity; inositol-1,4,5-trisphosphate 3-kinase activity.
AGAGCCAAGUCACACUCUCCCAGCUUCAAAGGAAGACUGACAGAUGCAUCUAGGGUUCCCUUGGCAGGAUUUCAGAGGGGUUUCCCCACUGCCUUCCCCUGAGGCUGAGAGAGUGUGACUUUUUGCCCAGUGGGUUUAGAUGGCUGAACUCUCUCCAGAGUCGCAGCCCAGCACUCCAGCAGCCACUAUGCCAUUAAGCUGGCUCUCUGCAGCGGGCACAGUGCAGAGGGCACCAGAUCCUUGCCUUUCCAGCCCCUAUGUCCAGAGCUGAAGGAGUUUUCCCAGCAUCCCCCACAGCCUGCCAGCUUGCAGGUUCUCCAUUUCUGUGGUGCCUUGGCCUCUUUUGAGGUGAGGUGAGGACAUCUGGUCACCCUGGCAAGGGAGGCAGUGGCACUCUCUGCCCAUGCCCAGAGGGGAUCCCUUUUCUGCUCUGCUCUCUGCCUUUGCAAAAGGGGGUGCAAUUCACGCCAAUGUCCAGCAGAGGGCAGGACGAGACAAGGCUUUUCCUGGGGAUUGGGGGUAUGUGCCAAUCUAUAUAUAUAUUACUCCGCCUUUUGGGGGCUCAGCAGCAAGCCAGAUCCUUCUCUGGAACAGAGAUCCUCCUAAUAACCCAAGCUGUGCUUUGCAGCAAGCUGUGAGAUGAAAUGACACCAAGAGCAUUGGGAGAACAACUGAGGUGCACAUUUGCACACAACUCUUGAACCAAGGAUAUAUAUCUCCUGCAUCCAGGGAGCAGCCACCAAGAAGGCCUUCCACCACCCAUUUCUUCACUCAGAGUGGUCUGCAUGGAAGAUUGUAGCACCUUGGAGUGGGCAUCUUCAUCUUCCGGACCUUUGGUCCAGCCUUCGGAACCGGAGAGCUGGGAGGCUUCAGGGGCCACUCUGGAACCGGCCAAGAGCGAAGCAUCGCUGCAUGGCGAAAGAGGGAAAGCAGAGCCAUUCCACUUUGGCGUCACUCCGAAAAAUGGCCUGCAAGAACCCCAGGCCUUGGCUACCAUCUGUGAGGGUGCCGACCCAGAAUCCCCCCGUCCCUCGGGGGCCCAUGCACCCACCAGGAGCACCCAGGGACCCAGUUGCCUUCCUGACCGUUCGGUCUCUAGGUCAUCGACUUGCUCCUCGCUGGCUGGGUCCUCGCAAGAGUCGGACGAGGUCUUCAGCGACGCGGAGAAGAGCCCUUCGGAGAGGAAGCGGGUCUUGCGGAAGACCAAAUCCUGGAAGACCUUCUUCACCAUGGUGCACUGGUCCCUGAGGAGACGCAGCUCUUGGGUGCAGCUGGCCGGCCACGAAGGGAAUUUCAAACCCAGCGAACGGGGACAAAUCCUGAAGAAGUUCAGCGCGGUGGAAGAUGCCUGUCUGGCUCAACUGAUGAGUGAUGUCCUCCAUCCCUUUGUGCCCACUUACCAUGGGGUGGUGGUGGUGGCCGGAGAGCGCUACAUUCAGAUGGACGACUUGCUGAGCGGCCUCGAUAUGCCCAGCAUCAUGGACUGCAAAAUGGGCACACGGACAUACCUGGAGGAGGAGUUUGGCAAGGCGCAGCAACGGUCGACAGCGCGACAGGACUUAUACCAGAAGAUGGUGAAGGUGGACCCAUUCGCACCCACAGCCCAGGAACACAGCCUGGGGGCCGUCACCAAACCCCGGUAUAUGCAAUGGCGAGAGGACAUCAGCUCCAGCGCUUCCCUCGGCUUCCGUAUCGAAGGCAUCACAAUUGAAGGAGGAGCCAUACAGAGAGAUUUCAAGCAGACUCGCACCAAGGAGGAAAUUGUCGAGAUCUUUUUGAUGUUCACCAAAAGCCGCCUGGACGUUCUGAGCACCUACCUUUCCCGCCUGGAGAGCAUGCGCACAGCCCUGGAGGAGUCCACCUUCUUCAAGACCCAUGAGGUGAUUGGCAGUUCCUUGCUUUUCCUCCACGACCGGAAAGGACACGCCAGCAUCUGGAUGAUCGAUUUCGGGAAGACGCUACCCACUCCUGGCGGGCUUCACCUCCACCACGACACGGCCUGGAGCCACGGAAACCAUGAGGACGGCUACCUCCUCGGCCUGCGGCACCUCACCCACACGCUGCAAGCCUCCCUGCGCAAGGCGGAAGAAGGGCGAGAGUCAGAGGUGGCUCAUUCUUGAGGUUGCUAGCCCUUUGUCUGGGAGACAAAGUGGAAGGAGACGCCACCAAGGAGACCCUGCAAUGUCCAAGGCUGUGCCAACCACGAUUACCAGCAUUCAGAAGAUGGAGGGAGAUCUACGGAGAUGUGGCGCUCCAGGGCUUUGCAAACUCUGUGCAUUUGCUGCCGGUCCAUUUCUUGCCCUGAAGGCAACCAGGCAACUAUGGAUGCCAGCCAUGAAAGCCUUCGGCUUCACGUCGCAACUGGUAGCCUUUAGGGACCAAGGGAGACUCCAACUGUGUGUCAUGUUUUGUCCAAAGACAGCAUAGGAAAGUGGAUUUAGAGAGGAACGUAUGAAUAUGGUGUGUCUCUCUUAACAGCUGUGGGAUUGUGAAGGGCGAGUUGUGAGUUCGAAUGCCAUUCAGCAAGGGUGCAUCUCUCUCCGCCGGCCAAACUGACCACUAGUUUCCCUGUUUCGUUCUGGUUUCUCUAUGGCAGGGAUAGAUGAAUGUAGAAGGCCAGGGGGAAAGCCUUGGAGGGCCACCUUCUCAUUGCAAAAAUAAAACAUUUUUGCCCCCAAA